AUGUUCAGAACUGGAAGGCGACAACUUUGGAAACAAAGCGUUUCAAAAGUUUUAAAGCAAAAACUGAAAGAGGAGAAAGAAGCCAAGCGAGCUCAUCUGGAUGGUAGACAUGACUAUAUACUGUCAGUUGUUUCUGCUUGUGUGAACCUGGAGAAAAAUGAAGUGGAAGAUGCUGUCCUUGAAGGAAAUCAGAUUGAGCGUAUUGAUCAAUUCUUCACUGCUGGAGGUUUUCGUCAUGUCAUGUUUUAUUAUCAAGACAUGGAGGCACCAGAAAUAGGUAUGCAAAGAAAUGCCUGUGGAACUAACCCUCCUUCUGCUAAAACCAAAAAGACCAAAUUAUUUGUGACAGAAGGAGAUGAUGUUGCUUUAACUGGUGUAUGUGUGUUCUUCAUUAGAACUAAUCCUUCUAAAGCAAUUAAUGCAGAGAAUAUCCAUCGUGAAGUAGUUUUCAAUAUGAUGGACACAGCAAAUGGUGGUUUGCUAAACAGUGUUCAGCAUUUGCUAUCUGAUAUCUUCAUCCCUGCUUUGAAGACUGUGAACUAUGGUUGGGGAGAGAUGAGUAGUUCCCAGGAAGGGGCUAACAUCAAGCGGGACUUCAUUGCAUCCCUGGAGGGAUUUGUUAGUGUCCUUUCGGGAGCUCAACAGAGCCUGAUGGAGAAGGUGGUUCUGAAGAAGUGUGAAACCUAUGAUCUGAAAAUGCUAAAAGGACCAGCAGAUUUUCUGGUGGCAGCAAAUAGCAUGGAAACUGUGGAACGAAUAGAAGCCUGCGUGAAAGUGUGGAUUAAGCAAAUUGAACAGGUCAUUGCUGAAAAUAGCCAGCUACGGAAAGAGGCAGAUAACCUUGGUCCACGAGCUGAGCUGGAUCACUGGAAGAAGAGGCUAUCAAAAUUUAACUACCUACUGGACCAGCUCAAGACUUCAGAUGUAAAGGCUGUACUUGGUGUGCUUACAGUUGCUAAAUCAAAACUUUUGAAGAGUUGGCGAGAACUGGAUACUCGGAUCACUGAUGCAACAAAUGAAGCCAAAGACAAUGUGAAGUAUCUGUAUACCCUUGAAAAAUGCUGUGACCCUCUGUAUAACAGUGACCCUGUGAUCAUGGUAGAUGCUAUUCCAGGACUCAUUCAUGCUAUCAAAAUGAUCCACAGCAUUUCACGCUAUUACAACACUUCAGAGAAGAUAACUUCCCUGUUUGUAAAGGUUACAAAUCAAAUGAUAACAGCCUGCAAAGCAUAUAUUACUAAUAACAACACUGCCACCAUCUGGGAUCAACCGCAAGAUGUAGUUUUGGAAAAAAUACAAGCUGCUAUAAGACUUAAGCAGGAGUACCAAAACUGUUUUCACAAGACCAAACAGAAAUUGGAAGAGAAUCCAGCUGAACGGCAGUUUGAUUUUAGUGAGAUGUAUAUCUUUGGAAAAUUUGAAACUUUCCAUCGCCGCCUACUUAAGAUUAUGCACAUCUUCGAUACUAUCACAACUUACUCAAUUUUACAAGAGUCCAAGAUGGAAGGACUAGAAGUGAUGGCAACUAAGUAUCAGAGUAUUGUUGCCACUAUAAAGAAAAAGCAGUACAAUUUCUUAGAUCAGAGGAAAACUGAUUUUGACCAGGACUAUGAAGAGUUUUGCAAGCAAACAAAUGAACUACAUCACCAAUUACAGAUGUUUAUGGACACUACCUUUGAAAAGAUUUUGAACACAGAAAGAGCCCUUGAUAUGCUGAAGAAAUUUGAAAGGCUUGGAAUCCCUAAUCUUGGCAUUGCUGACAAAUAUCAGAUCAUCCUACAUAACUAUGAUCAUGACAUUGAGAUGGUCUCUAAGUUGUAUUCAAAACACAAGAAUGAUCCUCCUCUGGCUCGUAAUCUUCCUCCUAUGGCUGGUAAGAUCUUGUGGGCACGGCAACUGUUUCACAGAAUCCAGGAACCCAUGAAUCUCUUCCAAAAAAAUUCCACAGUUCUACAGACAGAAGAAGCAAAGCCCAUAAUCCGCAACUAUAACAGAGUGGCUAAAGUCCUUCUCGAGUUUGAGAUAGUCUACCACAGAGGAUGGCUUCAACAGGUUCAGCUAAUUAAAGCAGGACUUCAGGCAUCAUUAUUGGUGAAAGCUCCAGAAACUGGAGAAAUAUUUGUGAAUUUUGAUCCUGAGAUUCUCACCUUAAUCAGGGAAACAAAGUGCAUGGCACGUAUGGGGCUAGAAAUCCCACCAUUGGCCAUUGCUGUUCAAGACAAGCAUGACUCCUACAAGCAGAAUUUCAAUAAGCUACAGAUGAUGCUGGCAGAAUAUAAGAGAGUAAAAUCAAAAAUCCAAGCCCCACUUGAUACUCUAAUGGCUCCUCAUGUGGCUAAAGUGGAUGAUUCGAUCCAACCAGGAAUAACUACACUGACCUGGACAUCCCUAAAUAUUGAGACCUAUUUACAGAAUAUUUUCAGUAAACUUGAUAACCUUGAGCUGCUACUUGAUCAAGUGAAUGACUUAGUAGAAUUUCGUAUUAGUGCUGUUCUUCAAGAAAUCAGUACUGCGCCCCUCUGCUAUCUUCCCGAAGAUGAUCCACUGACCUGUGAGCAAUUCCUUCACAUGACAAAGGAGCUCUGUACUAAAGGAGUAUACACACUGCAUCUCAAGAGUUCAUUAGCAGAAGAAGCAACAAAUGAGCUUAUCAACAUAUUGUUAGACCUGGAAGCGCAGAACAAAGGGGAUGCUGGUGAGAGGUUUCUGAGUGGAAGCAGAACUGAAGGAAUUAAUGAAGAAGAAGAAGGGCCAUUGGACAUCUUAGCAUCCUCACAAACUGCUAGUCAGAUUUCAGUAGAAUUGUCUUCUCCUUUAACCAAGAAAAAAAAGAAAGAAAUGGAGAUGUUAGAAGAAGCAGCUCAGGAACUGCUUUCCCAUUUCAGUCAUCGCAAUGUUGAUGCUCUUCUGAAAGUUAUUCGUAACACUCUGGAGGCCAUACGCAAGCAAAUUCAUGCCUCUUCUGUGAUCAGUUUUGUAGAUAGUGAGAAUACCUCAAAGCAGAAACAAAAUGCUGUACCCAUCUUUAAGGCUGGUGUUAUCCUUUCUAUUCCAAAUUUUGCUAUAAUACCAACCCUUGAUGAAAUUCAGCAAACACUCAACAAAGCUGUGGAUUGUAUUGUAAGCACCAUGAAAGGAGUUGGUCAGUGGAGUAAGGAGAGACUAUCAAAGAAACAAUUGCUAGAACGCAAAAUGCUUGCUUUACGAAAUGAGGGAGGCAGUGAUUCUGAGACUGAAAUGAAAGACACUGAAGUUGGAAACACCCAUGAGAUUGCCUCUGUGAUCUUGCCUUCACCUAUCCAGAAAAAGAACUACUACAAAGUCAUUUCAGAGAACAAGGAAAUAAUUAAACUGAUGUCUGUUCUUAGUACAAGUAUAAAUUCUACCAAAAGGGAAGUUGUUUCAGCUUUGGAGCGUUUCAAAUGUUACCAUCACAUCUGGCAGAGAGAGAAGGAAGAAACCAUUGAAAGUUUCAUCAAGGGAAACCCUUUGCUCUCUGAAUUUGAAUCCCAAAUCCUUUAUUACCAAGACUUAGAAUUAAAAAUUAACUCAGAACCUGAAUAUAUACGUGUGGGAACUGUUGCAAUAUUUACUGUGGAUUUAAAGUUGGCCCUUACAACUGAAACCAAAGCUUGGAUGAUAGCAUUUGGACGUCACUGUAACAAGAAAUACAGGACAGAGAUGGAAAACAUCUUCAGCUUUGUAGAGGAAAUCAGCAAGAAAUUGAACCGUCAGAUUAAAGACCUGGAUGACAUAAGAAUAGCUAUGGCUGCCCUGAAAGAGAUCCGAGAGCAACAAAUCCCCAUAGACUUCCAAGUGGGACCAAUUGAGGAAUCUUAUGCAAUGUUAAACAAAUAUGAGUUACUGGUGGCAAAGGAGCAGAUGGAAAAGGUAGACACUUUGCACUAUGCCUGGGAGAAAUUAUUGGUCCGAGGAAAUGAAGUGCAGAAUGAACUAGUAGCUUUGCAGCCCAAAUUCAGAGGGGAGCUAAUCAGCACAGUGGAAGUAUUUGUGGAAGACUGUGAUCAAUACUACUUGGAUUAUGACAAGAAUGGUCCCAUGGUGGAUGGACUUGAACCUCAAGAAGCUAGUGACAGGCUUAUAAUUUUCCAGAACCGAUUUGACAACCUUUUCCGAAAAUACACCACCUACACAGGAGGUGAAGAGCUUUUUGGUUUGCCUGUCACUCAGUACCCUCAGCUCCUUGAGAUAAAGAAGCAGCUGAACUUGUUGCAGAAGCUUUACAGCCUGUACAACAAUGUCAUUGAUACAGUGAAUGGCUACUAUGAUAUCCUCUGGUCAGAUGUAAACAUUGAGAAGAUUAAUAAUGAACUUCUUGAGUUUCAGAACAGGUGCCGUAAGCUACCUCGAGCUUUGAAGGAAUGGCAGGCAUUUCUGGAUCUUAAGAAAACGAUUGAUGACUUCAGUGAAUGUUGUCCUUUGCUUGAGCUGAUGUCCAAUAAAGCCAUGAUGUCACGUCACUGGAAACGCAUCACUGAUCUCACUGUCCAUAGUUUUGAUGUUGAAAAUGAGACUUUCAAACUGAGAAACAUUAUGGAAGCACCUUUGUUGAAAUACAAAGAAGAGAUAGAGGACAUCUGCAUCAGUGCAGUGAAAGAGAGGGACAUUGAACAGAAGCUCAAACAAGUGAUUGCUGAAUGGGACAACAAAACGUUUACUUUUGCUAACUUUAAAACCCGUGGGGAGCUUCUCUUGAGGGGAGACAGCACUUCUGAAACUAUUGCAAGUAUGGAGGACAGCUUGAUGAUUCUGGGCUCCCUAAUGAGCAACAGAUAUAACACACCAUUCAAGGCUCACAUACAAAAAUGGGUACAGUAUCUUUCUAAUACAACUGAUAUUAUUGAGAACUGGAUGAUGGUGCAGAAUUUAUGGAUAUAUUUAGAAGCUGUGUUUGUCGGUGGAGAUAUUGCCAAACAGCUUCCCAAGGAAGCCAAGCGUUUCUCUAAUAUUGAUAAAUCAUGGGUGAAGAUAAUGACCCGAGCCCAUGAAAUACCAAAUGUUGUCCAAUGCUGUGUUGGAGAUGAAACCAUGGGACAAUUACUGCCUCAUUUAUUGGAACAGCUGGAAAUGUGUCAAAAGUCUCUAACAGGUUACUUGGAGAAAAAGAGACUCUCAUUUCCUCGCUUCUUCUUUGUGUCAGACCCUGCUCUCCUGGAGAUCCUGGGCCAAGCUUCAGACUCUCACACAAUACAGGCUCACUUGCUAAAUGUUUUUGACAACAUCAAAACUGUAAAAUUCCAUGAUAAGGUAUAUGACAGAAUUCUUUCCAUUUCCUCUCGGGAAGGUGAGACAAUUGAAUUAGAAAAGCCUGUUAUGGCAGAAGGUAAUGUAGAAGUUUGGCUCAAUUCACUUUUAAAGGAGUCCCAGUCCUCUCUGCACCUUGUGAUUCGACAAGCAGCUGCAAAUAUUCAGGAAGCAGAUUUCCAAUUAACUGAGUUUCUUACUACCUUCCCUGCCCAGGUUGGCUUGCUGGGUAUUCAAAUGAUCUGGACACGAGAAGCUGAAGAAGCUUUGACCAGUGCAAAAUAUGACAAAAAAGUGAUGCAGAGAACAAAUCAGUUUUUCUUAGAACUCUUGAAUACCCUGAUAGAUAUGACUACCAAGGAUCUGAGUUCUGUGGAACGCAUUAAAUAUGAGACACUGAUCACAAUUCAUGUGCACCAAAGAGACAUAUUUGAUGAUCUGUGUCGUAUGCAUAUCAAGAGUCCUACAGAUUUUGAGUGGCUGAAACAAUGCAGGUUUUAUUUCAAAGAUGACGCAGAUAAGAUGAUGGUUAAUAUCACAGAUGUGGCCUUCAUAUAUCAAAAUGAAUUUUUGGGCUGUACAGACCGACUUGUCAUCACACCUCUCACAGACAGGUGUUACAUUACUUUGGCUCAAGCAUUAGGGAUGAGCAUGGGAGGAGCACCAGCAGGACCUGCAGGGACUGGCAAAACAGAAACAACAAAAGACAUGGGAAGGUGCCUUGGAAAAUACGUUGUGGUCUUCAACUGUUCUGACCAGAUGGAUUUUCGAGGACUGGGAAGAAUCUUCAAAGGUCUUGCUCAGUCUGGAUCCUGGGGCUGCUUUGACGAAUUUAACCGCAUUGAUUUACCAGUACUGUCCGUUGCUGCACAGCAAAUUGCAAUUGUUUUGACCUGUAAGAAAGAGCGCAAGAAGAAUUUCAUUUUUACCGAUGGUGAUAAUGUAGAAAUGAAUCCUGAAUUUGGCCUUUUUUUGACAAUGAAUCCUGGGUAUGCUGGUCGUCAGGAGUUACCUGAAAACUUGAAAAUCAACUUCCGCUCAGUGGCAAUGAUGGUUCCUGAUCGCCAGAUCAUCAUCCGUGUCAAACUGGCUAGUUGUGGCUUCAUUGAUAACAUUGUGCUUGCAAGGAAGUUCUUUACUCUGUAUAAACUCUGUGAAGAGCAACUGUCUAAGCAGGUGCAUUAUGACUUUGGUCUGAGAAAUAUAUUGUCAGUACUACGGACCUUGGGAGCAGCCAAAAGAUCAAACCCAGAUGACACUGAAUCCACUAUUGUAAUGCGUGUUUUAAGAGAUAUGAAUCUUUCUAAAUUGAUAGAUGAAGAUGAACCCUUAUUUUUGAGUUUGAUAGAAGAUCUUUUCCCAAGUAUACAGCUUGACAAGGCAGGCUAUCCAGAGCUAGAAGCUGCCAUUAGCAAACAGGUUGAAGAGGCUGGCUUAAUUAAUCACCCACCAUGGAGACUGAAAGUUAUCCAGCUGUUUGAAACACAGCGAGUAAGGCAUGGCAUGAUGGCUCUAGGUCCUAGUGGAGCAGGAAAAACGACAUGCAUCCACACACUGAUGAAAUCCAUGACAGAUUGUGGCCAACCCCACCGUGAAAUGAGAAUGAAUCCAAAGGCCAUCACUGCACCUCAGAUGUUUGGACGCCUUGAUGUUGCAACCAAUGACUGGACAGAUGGGAUAUUCUCUACACUUUGGAGGAAAACUUUGAGAGCCAAGAAAGGGGAACACAUCUGGAUAGUACUCGAUGGUCCUGUUGAUGCCAUUUGGAUUGAAAAUCUGAAUUCAGUGCUUGAUGAUAACAAAACAUUGACCCUAGCUAAUGGAGAUCGGAUCCCUAUGGCACCAAAUUGUAAAAUUGUUUUUGAGCCUCAUAAUAUUGACAAUGCUUCUCCUGCAACAGUGUCAAGGAAUGGCAUGGUAUUUAUGAGCUCAUCUGUUCUCAGCUGGAGCCCUGUUCUUGAGGGUUUUCUGAAGAAGCGUUCUCCGCAGGAAGCAGAGAUUUUGCGUCAGCUAUAUACAACCUCCUUCCCGGACCUUUACCGGUUUAGUAUUCAGUCUUUGGAAUACAAGAUUGAGAUGCUAGAAGCGUUUGUGAUAAUGCAGAGUAUUAAACUUCAGGGUCUUAUUCCCUGCAAGGACCAAGGAGUAGAAAUCACAGCAGAGUACCUGGAAAGAUUGUACAUCUUCUCCCUGAUGUGGAGUGUUGGAGCAAUGCUGGAAUUGGAAGACCGUUGGAAGAUGGAGCACUGGCUUCGUAGUAAUGAAACUAUAAAUCUUGAUCUUCCUAAUAUCCCAGAAGGAAGUGAAGACACUAUGUUUGACUACUAUGUUACCAGUGAUGGUAAAUGGAUGCACUGGAAUACCUGUGUUGAAGAAUAUGUGUAUCCUACCAACAGCACUCCAGAAUAUGGCUCUAUUUUGGUGCCAAAUGUUGACAAUGUGAGGACUGAUUUCCUUAUCCAUACAAUCGCAAAACAAGGCAAGGCUGUUCUGCUAAUUGGUGAACAAGGGACUGCUAAGACUGUCAUCAUCAAAGGUUACAUGUCAAAAUAUAACCCUGAAAAUCACAUGGCUAAGAGCCUUAACUUUUCAUCAGCAACAACUCCUUUAAUGUUUCAGCGCACAAUAGAAAGCUAUGUGGACAAACGCAUGGGCACAACAUAUGGCCCUCCUGCAGGAAAGAAAAUGACUGUCUUCAUCGAUGAUGUGAAUAUGCCUGUAAUCAAUGAAUGGGGAGACCAGGUCACUAAUGAGAUCGUUAGGCAGUUGAUGGAGCAAAAUGGAUUUUAUAAUUUGGAGAAGCCUGGAGAGUUCACCAACAUUGUCGAUAUCCAGUUUUUGGCUGCCAUGAUACAUCCUGGUGGUGGACGAAAUGACAUCCCUCAGAGACUGAAGAGACAGUUUUGUGUGUUUAAUUGCACCCUGCCUUCCAACUCAUCCAUUGACAAGAUUUUUGGUGUGAUUGGCACAGGGCAUUAUUGUAGCCAAAGAGGCUUUUUGGAAGAAGUGAGAGCAACAGUUGCUAAGCUGGUCCCAUUGACCCGGCGGUUGUGGCAAAUGACCAAGAUCAAAAUGCUGCCAACUCCAGCCAAAUUCCAUUAUGUGUUCAAUCUCCGGGACCUUUCCAGGAUCUGGCAAGGGAUGCUUAAUACUAUUUCAGAAGUAAUCAGUGAAUCCAAUGUGCUCAUUAGGCUAUGGAAGCAUGAAUGUAAGCGUGUUAUUGCUGAUCGUUUCACAAAUCCUGAAGACGUGGAGUGGUUUGAUCAGGCACUGGCAAAGCUGAUUGAAGGAGAACUUGGUAGUGAUAAGGCAGCACUAGUGGCACUCAACAAAGAUGCUUUCUUUGUUGAUUUCUUAAGAGAUGCACCUGAAGCAACAGGAGAAGAACCAGAGGAAGCAGAAGCUGACAUGCCUAAAAUAUAUGAACCCAUUGAAUCUUUCGAUGCCCUGAAGGAACGUUUAAACAUGUUUUUACAAAUAUAUAAUGAGAGUAUCCGUGGGACAGGAAUGGAUUUGGUGUUUUUUACAGAUGCUAUGAUUCAUUUAAUAAAGAUCUCUCGUGUGAUUCGCACUCCCCGUGGAAAUGCCCUACUUGUUGGUGUUGGAGGAUCUGGAAAGCAGAGCUUGACAAAACUGGCAUCAUUCAUAGCAGGCUAUGAUAUGUUCCAGAUCACAUUAACAAGAUCCUAUAAUACGUCUAAUUUGAUGGAAGACUUGAAGCAUCUGUAUAAGACAGCCGGACAGCAAGGAAAAGGAAUCAGUUUCAUUUUUACAGAUAAUGAAAUAAAAGAUGAAGCUUUCCUGGAGUAUAUGAACAAUGUUCUAUCAUCAGGAGAAGUUUCCAACUUGUUUGCUCGUGAUGAAAUUGAUGAAAUCAUUGGCGAUCUCAUUCCAGUUAUGAAGAAGCAGCAUCCACGACGUCCUCCCACCAAUGAGAAUGUAUAUGAUUAUUUCAUGAGUAGAGUUCUCCAGAACCUGCAUGUGGUUCUUUGUUUUUCACCAGUGGGUGAAAAAUUCCGAAACAGAGCUUUGAAGUUCCCUGCCCUCAUUUCUGGUUGCACUAUAGACUGGUUCAGCCGCUGGCCCAAAGACGCCCUGGUUGCAGUAUCGGAGCAUUUCUUGUCAUCAUAUGAAAUUGAUUGUACUGAAGAUAUCAAAAAAGAGAUGGUGCAGUGUAUGGGUUCCUUCCAAGAUGGAGUUGCUGAAAAAUGUGUUGACUACUUUCAAAGAUAUCGUCGAUCUACCCAUGUGACUCCCAAAUCUUAUUUGUCCUUUAUUCAAGGAUAUAAAGCUAUAUACAAAGAAAAACAUGCUGAGGUGCAGACCUUGGCCAACAGAAUGAAUACUGGAUUGGAGAAGCUGAAAGAGGCUUCUGAAUCCGUGGCAGCUUUGAGUAAAGAGUUGGAAGCCAAAGAGAAAGAACUUAAGAUUGCCAAUGAAAAAGCUGAUAUGGUGUUAAAAGAAGUCACAGUGAAAGCCCAGGCUGCUGAAAAGGUGAAAGCAGAAGUUCAGAAAGUGAAGGACAAAGCCCAGGCUAUUGUAGACAGCAUUUCGGCAGACAAGGGUAUCGCUGAAGAAAAAUUAGAGGCUGCUAAACCUGCUUUAGAAGAGGCUGAGGCUGCUUUGCAGACAAUCAAGCCUGCAGACAUUGCCACUGUCCGCACGCUGGGUCGGCCACCUCAUCUUAUCAUGCGUAUCAUGGACUGUGUAUUGCUGCUGUUCCAGAGGAAAGUAAAUGCUACCAAGAUAGACCUGGAGAAAAACUGCAUUAUGCCAUCAUGGCAGGAGUCCUUGAAACUGAUGACAGCAGGAAACUUCUUACAGAACUUGCAGCAAUUUCCAAAAGAUACAAUUAAUGAAGAAGCAGUGGAACUCUUGAGCCCUUAUUUUGAAAUGGCAGAUUACAAUAUUGAGACAGCUAAGAGAGUUUGUGGAAAUGUGGCUGGCCUUUGCUCAUGGACCAAAGCAAUGGCUGCCUUCUUCGCUAUCAAUAAGGAAGUUCUACCUUUAAAGGCAAAUCUGGCAGUCCAGGAGAAUCGUCUGACUACAGCCAUGUUAGAUCUACAGAAAGCCCAAGCUGAAUUGGAUGCCAAGCAGGCUGAGCUGGAUAUUGUGCAGGCUCAAUAUGAAAAGGCUACGUUGGAGAAACAGACAUUGCUUGAAGAUGCAGAACGCUGCAGGCAUAAAAUGCAGACUGCUUCCAGUCUUAUUAGUGGGUUGGCUGGUGAAAAGGAGAGAUGGACUGAACAAAGUAAAGAGUUUGCAGCCCAAACCAAGAGGCUUGUGGGGGAUGUACUUCUGGCCACAGCCUUUCUGUCCUAUUCUGGUCCUUUUAAUCAAGAGUUCCGUAAUCUUUUGUUAACCAGCUGGCAAAAAGAAAUGAAAACUCGGAAAAUCCCAUUUGGAAAUAAUCUCAAUCUCACAGAGAUGCUGAUUGAUGCUCCAACUGUCAGUGAGUGGAACCUUCAAGGGCUGCCAAAUGAUGAUCUGUCAAUUCAGAAUGGCAUCAUUGUCACAAAGGCAGCUCGUUACCCUCUUCUGAUUGAUCCACAAACUCAGGGCAAGAUUUGGAUUAAGAACAAAGAAACCAGGAAUGAGCUUCAGAUCACUUCCCUGAAUCACAAGUAUUUUAGAAACCACUUGGAGGAUAGUCUCUCUCUUGGAAGGCCACUGUUAAUCGAAGAUGUUGGUGAGGAGUUGGAUCCAGCUUUGGACCAUGUAUUGGAAAAAAACUUCAUCAAAACAGGUUCUACGUACAAAGUAAAAGUCGGGGAUAAAGAAAUGGAUGUGAUGAAUGGCUUCAGACUUUAUAUUACCACCAAGCUUCCAAAUCCAGCCUAUACCCCUGAAAUUAGUGCUCGCACCUCGAUAAUUGAUUUCACUGUCACUAUGAAGGGUCUGGAAGAUCAGCUUCUAGGGAGAGUCAUUCUAACAGAAAAACAGGAGUUGGAGAAAGAGCGAACUGAUCUUAUAGAAGAUGUGACAGCUAACAAAAGGAAGAUGAAAGAACUGGAAGAUAACUUACUGUAUCGACUGACAAGCACACAAGGCUCUCUGGUGGAAGAUGAGAGUCUCAUCACUGUACUUAGUAACACAAAAAAAACAGCAGAAGAGGUGACCCAGAAACUGCAAAUAUCAGUUGAGACUGAAGUACAGAUUAACUCAGCUCGGGAGGAAUACAGACCAGUUGCUACCAGAGGCAGCAUUCUCUAUUUUCUGAUAACUGAGAUGAGUAUGGUAAAUGUCAUGUAUCAAACUUCACUCCGACAGUUUUUGGGCCUGUUUGAUCUUUCACUUGCAAGGUCUGUCAAGAGCCCAAUUACAAGCAAAAGAAUAGCAAAUAUCAUUGAGCAUAUGACCUAUGAAGUGUAUAAGUAUGCCGCACGAGGGCUUUAUGAAGAGCAUAAGUUUCUGUUCACGUUGCUGCUUACCUUGAAGAUUGAUUUGCAGCGGGGCAAAGUCAAACAUGAGGAGUUCCUAACACUGAUUAAAGGUGGUGCUUCUUUGGAUCUGAAAGCUUGUCCUUCUAAACCAGCUAGAUGGAUCCUGGAUAUGACUUGGUUGAACUUGGUGGAGCUCAGUAAAUUAAGACAAUUUUCAGAUGUUCUUGACCAAAUCUCACGAACAGAAAAACAGUGGAAAAUUUGGUUUGAUAAGGAAAAACCAGAAGAAGAACUUGUUCCUAGUGGCUAUGACCAAGCUCUGGACUGCUUCAGACGUCUACUCCUUAUUAGGUCUUGGUGUCCUGAUAGAACUAUUGCUCAGGCUAGGAAGUACAUUAUGGAUACCAUGGGAGAAAAAUAUGCAGAAGGGGUCAUUUUAGAUUUGGAGAAGACUUGGGAAGAAUCUGAUCCACGCACACCUCUCAUCUGCUUCCUGUCCAUGGGCUCUGAUCCUACUGAUUCAAUCAUUGCUUUGGGGAAAAGGUUGAAAAUUGAGACGCGCUAUGUUUCUAUGGGCCAAGGACAAGAGGUCCAUGCACGUAAACUUCUGCAGCAAACUAUGGCUCAUGGUGGAUGGGCCCUCUUGCAGAACUGCCACUUGGGACUUGACUUUAUGGAUGAGCUGAUGGACACUAUUAUGGAAACGGAGACUGUUCAUGAGGCUUUUCGCUUAUGGAUGACUACAGAGGUUCACAAGCACUUUCCUAUUACCCUUCUACAGAUGUCUAUAAAAUUCACUAAUGAACCUCCCCAGGGGCUUAAAGCUGGCCUAAAGAGAACUUAUGGAGGUGUGAGUCAAGAUCUCUUGGAUAUCAGUAACAUGGUGCAAUGGAAGCCAAUGUUGUAUGCUGUGGCCUUCGUCCACUCCACCGUCCAAGAGAGAAGGAAAUUUGGACCUUUAGGAUGGAAUAUUCCUUAUGAAUUCAACCAAGCCGAUUUCAAUGCCACAGUACAGUUUGUUCAGAACCAUUUGGAUGACAUGGACAUCAAAAAGGGUGUGUCUUGGAAUACUGUUCGUUAUAUGAUUGGGGAAAUUCAGUAUGGUGGAAGGGUUACAGAUGACUAUGACAAAAGACUCCUUAACACAUUUGCUAAAGUGUGGUUCAGUGAAAACAUGUUCAGCCAAGAUUUCUCGUUUUACAAAGGAUACAAUAUACCUAAGUGUACUGCAGUGGAUCAGUACCUGCACUACAUACAGAGCUUGCCUGCUUAUGAUACUCCAGAAGUCUUUGGGCUGCAUCCCAACGCUGAUAUUACUUACCAGAGCAAACUUGCAAAAGAUGUGCUAGACACAAUCCUCAGCAUUCAGCCCAAAGAUAGCUCCAGCGGAGGUGGUGAAACCCGAGAAGCUGUGGUGGCCAGGCUAGCUGAUGAUAUGCUGGAGAAACUUCCUGCAGAUUAUGUACCUUUCGAAGUAAAGGAAAGGCUUCAGCAAAUGGGACCAUUUCAGCCCAUGAACAUCUUUCUGCGGCAGGAAAUUGACCGAAUGCAAAGGAUUAUUGCUCUGGUGCGAAACACCUUGACAGAUCUUAAACUUGCCAUUGAUGGAACCAUAAUCAUGAAUGAGAACCUCAGGGAUGCUCUGGAUUGUAUGUACGAUGCCCGGAUCCCAGAGCGCUGGAGGAAGGCAUCUUGGGCUUCCAGCACGCUUGGGUUUUGGUUUACCGAACUUCUUGAAAGAAACCGCCAAUUUCAUUCUUGGAUUUUUGAGAGACGACCAAACUGUUUUUGGAUGACAGGAUUCUUUAAUCCCCAGGGAUUUUUAACUGCAAUGAGACAGGAAAUCACAAGAGCAAACAAGGGAUGGGCACUUGACAGUGUAGUGCUGUGCAGUGAGGUCACAAAAUGGAUGAAUGACGACAUCUCAACUCCUCCUCCUGAAGGAGUCUAUGUAUAUGGUCUCUACCUAGAAGGAGCUGGGUGGGACAAAAGGAACAUGAAGCUCAUCGAAUCUAAACCUAAGGUGCUGUUCGAACCAAUGCCUGUGAUAAGAAUAUAUGCAGAAAACAACACCUCAAAAGAUCCACGCCUAUACUCAUGUCCAAUCUACAAAAAACCAAUUCGGACAGAUCUGAAUUACAUCGCUGCAGUGGACCUACGGACCACCCACCCACCUGAACAUUGGAUAUUACGUGGCGUUGCCUUAUUAUGUGAUGUCAAGUAA
Messenger RNA from Python bivittatus (Burmese python), 13872 nucleotides. NCBI's taxonomy places the organism in Eukaryota, Metazoa, Chordata, Lepidosauria, Squamata, Pythonidae. The record is from RefSeq and is a predicted model, not a curated record.